Molecule: messenger RNA, 3628 nt
Organism: Coregonus clupeaformis (lake whitefish)
Lineage: Eukaryota; Metazoa; Chordata; Actinopteri; Salmoniformes; Salmonidae
Product: acetyl-coenzyme A synthetase, cytoplasmic
Exons: 18
Coding region: 848-2947 (699 amino acids)
Biological process (GO): acetyl-CoA biosynthetic process
Cellular component (GO): cytoplasm
Molecular function (GO): acetyl-CoA synthetase activity
Source: RefSeq, a predicted model, not a curated record
GAGUUCAGUUUACCUUCAUUCCUCAUGCGCUUAUCCUUCGCGUUGUCCCUGCCUUCGAAAGAGCAUUUGGACGAAGGGCAGACCACCUGCACUUCGGGGAAAAACGGAUACUUUUGCAGAUAAACAUUUCAUGUUGCUUAAUUUGAAUGGAAGAAGGCGCUAUCAAGUCAAGUGGUGUCUAACCUACCAUCAAACAGAACGGCCUCGUCUCGCGCUCAAGUCUAUCUCGUUUGCUACUUCCUUAUAGUUAGCUAACGUUAGAUAGAAAUGACAAGGAUUUGAACUCUAGCCAGCGGUAGGUCUAAGUUAGCUAGCUAACUGAAAACGCAGUUACAUUUAAACAUUUUGAAUAGUCAACGUGGCUUAUAUUUUAAAGUAGUUUCUAACGAGUUGGAUAGCUGAUGUCGCUAACGUUAGCUAGCUGCUAUCUCGUUUCUUUGGGUUCCACUGCCUGGAAAUAUUGCUUGAAUUUGCAACCAGCUAACGUUAGCUACUAAGUUUGACAGUUAGCUAGCUGUCAUUUUUUAAAAUCUCAGUUACUGUAUUGCUUUCUUAUGCAUUACUCGAGUUAGUCGACUUCUAAAGUAGCUAGGAGGCUAAAGAAGCAUCCUCAAACAAGGAAGUCAUAAUUAACUAUGCCAGCUGUACGAUUGUUUUUGUGCAAGACCAUGCAAUGAGAGCGUGACUCACUGGAGGCUUGUUUGCAUUGUACGUAGUAGUUUGAGCUGCAGUGGACACGAGCAAAUAGCACAAUUUACCCUAAAUACCAGUAUUCGCAGCUUUGCCAUCUUUUGUCCCGUAUUUCGAAAUUUAGGAUAGAUAGCUAGCCAGCUGACUCGAGGGCAAAAUGAUUCCAGACAAAGCACCGAAGGAGGACGUAUUUCAUGCAGGAGGAGACUUGAAGAAGGAUGCUCAUGUACCCAACUUUGAGAAGUACAAAGAACUCUACCUGAAGUCUAUUGAACAUUCAGAUGAGUUCUGGGGUGACAUUGCAAAAGACUUCUACUGGAAGUCGAAGCACACAGGCCAGUUCAUGGACUACAACUUUGACGUGACGAAGGGGGAGAUCUACAUCAAGUGCAUGGAGGGGGCCACCACCAACAUCUGCUACAACGUCCUGGACCGUAACGUUCAUGAGAGGAGGCUAGGGGACAAAGUGGCAUUCUACUGGGAAGGGAACGAGCCUGGCGAUGAGAUGACGGUGACAUACAGAGAGCUGCUCCAGCAGGUUUGCCAGUUUGCCAACGUGCUCAAGUCCCAGGGGGUGAAGAAGGGCGACCGCGUGUCCAUCUACAUGCCCAUGGUUGUGGAGCUGGUGGUGGCCAUGCUGGCCUGUGUCCGCAUCGGGGCCGUGCACUCAAUCGUGUUUGCUGGCUUUUCGGCAGAGUCGCUGUGCGAGAGGAUCCUGGACUCCCAGUGCUCAUUGCUGAUCACGGCCGAUGGCUUCUACAGAGGAGAUAAGCUCAUCAACCUGAAGGUGAUCGCUGACGACGCGCUGCAGAAAUGCAAGGACAAGAGUUUCCUAGUACAGAGGUGUAUCAUGCUUAAACACCUGUCCAAGGAGGUGGAGGCCAUUCCUCUCGGCUCCCAGUCUCCCCCUGCCAAGCGGCCCUGCCCUGACCUGCAGCAGGAGAAACAGAAAGACAGAGUAAAGAAAAUCCGUCCCGUCCCUCAGGUGCCGUGGAACCCUGAGGUGGAUCAGUGCUGGCUCAGCCUGAUGAGUGGUGUAUCUGAAGAGUGUGAACCAGAGUGGUGUGACUCUGAGGAUCCCCUCUUCAUCCUCUACACCAGCGGCUCCACCGGGAAACCCAAGGGUGUGCUACACACGAUCAGCGGCUAUAUGCUCUACGUGGCCACCACCUUCAAACUGGUGUUUGACUACCAUCCUGACGACGUGUACUGGUGCACGGCCGACAUCGGCUGGAUCACGGGCCACUCCUACAUCACCUACGGGCCCCUGGCUAAUGGGGCCACCAGUGUCCUGUUCGAGGGUCUGCCCACCUACCCUGACGUGAGCCGCAUGUGGGAGAUAGUCGACAAGUACCAAGUCACCAAGUUCUACACGGCGCCGACAGCCAUCCGCCUCCUCAUGAAGUAUGGGAGCGAGCCCGUCCAGAAGUACAAGCGGGAUUCUCUGAAGGUGCUGGGGACGGUGGGGGAGCCCAUCAACCCGGAGGCGUGGCAGUGGUACUACAGCGUGGUGGGGGAGAAGAGGUGCCCCGUGGUCGACACCUUCUGGCAGACUGAGACCGGUGGCCACGUGUUGACUCCUCUACCUGCUGCCACGCCCAUGAAGCCUGGCUCUGCUACGUUUCCUUUCUUUGGCGUUGUCCCUGCCAUUUUGAAUGAGUCUGGGGAGGAGCUUGAGGGACCAAGCGAGGGUUACCUGGUGUUCAAACAGCCCUGGCCUGGAGUCAUGAGGACUGUGUAUGGGAACCACCAGAGGUUUGAGACCACCUACUUCGAGCAGUUCCCAGGAUACUAUGUCACUGGUGAUGGUUGCCGUAGAGAUAAGGACGGGUAUUACUGGAUCACAGGGAGGAUAGAUGACAUGUUGAAUGUCUCAGGUCACCUGCUGAGCACGGCGGAGGUGGAGUCAGCCCUGGUGGAGCACGAGGCGGUGGUUGAGGCAGCGGUAGUUAGCAGGCCGCACCCUGUCAAAGGGGAGAGUCUCUACUGCUUUGUAACGCUUACUGACGGAGUCCGCUUCAGCUACACCCUGGAGGCCGAGCUCAAGAAACAAGUGCGAGAGAAGAUUGGUGCCAUUGCCACUCCAGACUUUAUACAGAAUGCCCCAGGCCUUCCCAAGACCAGAUCAGGUAAGAUCAUGCGGCGUGUGCUACGUAAGAUCGCCCGUAACGAGCGAGACCUGGGCGACGUGUCCACGCUAGCCGACUCCUCUGUCAUCGAUCUGCUCUUCCAGAACCGCUGCUGUGGUGCAGUGUGAGAUCACAACUACAGAGGAGGCCAGAGAGCCCUGACACUCUUACCGAGGCAAAGCAGGAAGGAAGAGGAGGAUUUGCAGAAUGAGAUGUAUAAAUGUAACUGUAGAGCCUUCACUGUGGGACUCAGGCCAACACUGGGUUUAAAGAAACACAACAAAAUCCCUCUAGUUUGUCAGGAGUUCAUUUCUCCCCUCUUAUAAAAUACAGUUGAUGUACUAUUAGAUUCAAAAGUUUUUUUUAAAUUCUCCAUUUAAACUAUGUAGACUUUUGUCCAAACUCAUUGGAGUUUGACAAGGAUCGCUAUGCAUGUUUGUCUGCGCGCUUGAAAUGUUUUAAGUAGAGAUGCAUUUUUGACUCCCUGUCUGUCUUCUAGAGGUGCAGGGGGCUUGUUUGCUAGCAGAACUGAGCUGAACUCCCCUUUCCUCUGUUUAGACUGGGAUGAUUGUACUAGAAAUAAAUCCAAGGUCCCACUUUGAAGAAAUAUUACAUUACCCUUUAUAUAUGGUAUGGCUUUGCUUAUACAUUGAGUGUACUAAACAUUAAGAACACCUUCCUAAUAUUGAGUUGCACCCCCCCACCCCCUUUGCCCUCAAUUCGUCGUGGCAGAAACUCUACAAGGUGUCGCAAACGUUCCACAGGGAUGCUGGCCCAUGUUGACUCCAAUGCUUCCCACAGUUGGCUGG